This is a messenger RNA of Phanerochaete carnosa HHB-10118-sp, 1446 nucleotides long. RefSeq lists its product as uncharacterized. Lineage: Eukaryota; Fungi; Basidiomycota; Agaricomycetes; Polyporales; Phanerochaetaceae. Gene Ontology annotation, cellular component: cytoplasm; nucleus. Gene Ontology annotation, biological process: protein phosphorylation; intracellular signal transduction. Bases 89 to 1156 code for a protein of 355 amino acids. The transcript is spliced from 9 exons. The record is from RefSeq and is a predicted model, not a curated record. Gene Ontology annotation, molecular function: ATP binding; MAP kinase activity.
CACCGCUGCAAGCGCCCUUCAGUGACUGCACAAUAGUCGGCAGUCACGCAUCUCCACUCCCAACACCCAUUUCCCCUUCAUCUGCACUAUGUCGGACGAACGCCUAACAAACUUCGUCGUGGGCAGCAACUACAAAGUUCUCGAUGUCAUCGGCGAAGGUGCCUAUGGCGUCGUCUGUUCGGCUCUCCAUGUGCCUUCACAACGGAAGGUCGCUAUAAAGCGUAUUACACCGUUUGACCACACCAUGUUCAGUCUGAGAACUCUGCGAGAGAUUAAACUACUUCGCCACUUCCACCAUGAGAAUAUCAUCUCGAUACUGGACAUCUUACGACCGCCAUCGCUGGACGACUUCAAGGAGGUGUACCUGGUACAAGAGCUGAUGGAGACAGACUUGCAUCGCGUUAUUCGCACUCAAGAUCUCAGCGAUGAUCAUUGCCAGUAUUUCAUCUACCAGACUCUUCGCGCCUUAAAAGCGCUGCAUUCGGCCGAUGUUUUGCACCGUGAUUUGAAGCCGUCCAAUUUACUCUUGAACGCGAACUGCGAUCUGAAGCUUUGUGACUUCGGACUUGCGCGCUCCGCACGGCCACCUCCCAACUUCGCGAAUGACAGCAGCACAUUCAUGACGGAGUACGUAGCGACGAGGUGGUACCGCGCUCCAGAGGUUAUGUUGACCUUCAAGGAGUACACACGCGCAAUUGACAUCUGGAGCGUGGGUUGCGUGCUCGCCGAGAUGUUGAGUGGAAAGCCGCUGUUCCCUGGACGAGAUUAUCAUCAUCAACUCUCUAUUAUACUCGAUGUUCUCGGGACACCGUCCAUAGAUGACUUCUAUGCUAUCACCUCUCAGCGAUCACGCGAAUACAUUCGUGCGCUGCCAUUCCGGAAGAAGAGGACAUUUAGUCAGUUAUUCCCGGGCGCGAAUCCAUUGGCUUUGGACCUCAUGGAGAAGUGCCUCACAUUCAGUCCAAAACGUAGGAUUGACGUUGACGAAGCGUUGAAGCACCCUUACUUGCAGUCUUACCACGAUCCAGCAGACGAGCCGACGGCUGAACCACUUGACCCGUCCUUCUUUGACUUUGACUAUGGGACCCCACUGGGUAAAGAGGAGUUGAAAGCUUUGAUAUAUGAAGAAAUCACCAUACCACGGAUGCAAUCCUAGUCUGGGCAUCGUUUCAUUGAUACCCUUUCCCCGGGCGGGCCCAGCUGCAUACCCCUUCUCAUCAUAUGACAUAGCAGACUCGUAGGAAUUGUGUGAGCUAAUGCUAUUCUACUGACCCGUUCGUAAUGUGAUAUCACGCUGCAACACGGCCCUGAUGAGGAGAAAGAGCGGUCGGGGCAAGUGUGGAGGUAGUCGAGCAAAGGCCUAGAAUUGAGCGCUAUUGAGCCGUCGGCCGAAACUGGUAUUGGCGCACGUGAAAUUAUAGUCCAAACCGGGAAGCGCCUGCUAGU